UGUCGUUCGUGGUGCAAGUUGUGUAAAUAUUUUCGAAAUGGUCAGAAAACUGUAAACUUUGUGUUGGCGUUAGGAAUUCAGCUGAACGGCGAAGACGUCCCGAAACUCGACACAGAAACGGCGCAUCCGCGGUGUGUGAAUCCAGUGCAUUUGGUUAAAUUCCGUGAUAUUUGGUAAAAAGUUUGGAAUUUUAUUUUCUCCGUGUUGUGCAUUUUGUGAGUGAUGUUUGCCAAUGUGGGAGCGUGAAGAAAACCCCAACGAAACAACAACAACAACAAAUUAUCCUGGGUGGGUCCGCCUCUGCAUCCAUCGAAGGUGACGGGGGCGGUGUGUGGAAUGCGGCGCGAGUGAAGCGAGUGUCACGGGGGGGGAAAAAGGGAAAACGUGAAAAUUUGUGUCCAUCCUACUCCGUGGUGUGGCUCGCGGAUUGUGCGUGUUGGUGCGAAAGCGGGCAGCGGGAAAAUCUGCCGCCUACUCUCUUGGGAAAAGUGCUUGUCGGAUUUCAGAUGUCUGGAUAUUUUUAGCGCGCAUGGAGUGAACGAAAGCAUUUCCGCGCACCGAAAAUAGUUUAGUUCGCGAAUAUUUUUGCUACCCACCCACCUCGUCAAGUGGAACACUCCAUCGUUCAAGAGGCGAUCUCUUUGGCGAAGAGGAUUAGCAAGCAACCAGCUGGAUCAGAAAAGGAACAAUAAGCGUACGCACUUAUGGACACGGGAAUGCAUGGUUGCGAAGGGAAGAUGCCACCGGUGCAGACACGCUGGCAGCAGUAGUGCGGACAUUGAAGCGGAUGUUUUCCGCCACAACAUUACUCGUUUGGCCGAUGACGAAAUGAAGACGAUGUGCGCAACGGAAACGGCUGGAACGAAGCCGACGAGGAAGACGCUCCAGUACACGACUCCCUCCAGACACGGUGCUAGAGCAAUCGCCCGCAGCUAAAGGCCACCUUCCCUGGAGACGUCUGUAUUGAGCCCCUUCACAUUUCCCGCCUCCGACAGGCGCGGGAAUCUUUUCUGUGCUCCCACCCUUGUUCCACGCACACUCCAGCCAACCUUUGACACGGGGCGAGUGCACUUUCCGGUGAGGAAAAACAAGACGAGCAUUAAAGGCCUCCAAAAAGAACUGCCAACCAUCAUGAGUCAGAUCAUGCGGAAGGAGUCGUCAAUCGGUGCGAGCGCGAGUGGACAUCGGCACCGUUCGAUCGACAUCGGGGCGGGAAGCGCUGGUACCGGAAGCGAGUCGUCGAUCAUGGAGCUCCACCGGAACAACCCGAGCGGGCCGCCACCCCGCUCGGCACCGCCCAUUACCGGCCGUAUGCCGAUGAUUGAGAAGCCACGCACCAUCAGCGACAGCGAGUCGGAGAUCAACUACGAUCUGUUCAACACGAGCGUUAACUCGGACAGCGGGUCGGCGAUCAUGAACGCGUCCCAGAUCUCGAACACCUCCACCGACUCGACGCACAUCAAGAGUGCCAACCUGAUGCGCUCGCAGAACGGUUCCGGGUCCUGUCGCUUCCCGAAGCUAGAAGAAUGCGCCCACUUCCAUUACGAGCGCGUACAGCUCGGCAAUCUGUCCGUACAGCUCGAGGGGGACGAGCAGCGGAGCGACUCGCAGCUCGGCCUAGCCUCCGACCUCAGCACCUCCCAGACCAACUCGCUAGUGGUGGCCCCGUUCGGCGCGAGGGGUGUUAGUAAUGUGUGGUUUAUCAUUCGCGUGACCGCCGGCCGCUCGGACCCGUUCAUGAUCAAGCGCUCGUACGAGAACAUGUGCUUCCUGGACGAGAUGCUGCACCGGUGCGUGUACGAUCGGCGUGUGAGCGAGCUGGAGAACCUGCGCGACGUAGCGACGCUGCUGGCGGAGGGCGGCGAACGGGUGCCGGAUGAGCAGCAGCAGCUGGAGAAGCUGGUCGGGGCGUACCUGGCGCGCCUCUCGAUGAUCGCCUCGGAUGCGAUGACCUGCGGACCGGUGCUGACGUGGCUGCAGAUCGACAACAAGGGGCGCCGGUUGCCGGUUGCCGAUGAGCAGACGAUGCGGUGCAUCAACACGCCGGCGGUCGGAGCGGCCUAUGGGGUGCGUCGGUACGUGGCCCAAGCGUGCGACGAGAUUUCCAUCGAGGUGGGCGACAUGAUCUCCGUGAUCGACAUGCCGAGCCCGGCCGAGUCGAUUUGGUGGCGCGGCAAGAAGAGCCACCUGCAGAAGAACCAAUACGAGGUGGGCUUCUUCCCGCAGAGCUGCGUGGCCACGAUCGGUGAUAAGGUACCGAGGCAUAUGCCCUUCCCGGCCCCGCUCGUCGGUUCACUGGCAGUGUCUCCGACGAAACCGGUCCUGCGGAAGCACGGCAAGCUGAUUGCGUUCUUCCGCAGCUUCAUCCUUUCGCGACCUUCGAGGCGCCGGCUGAAGCAGAGCGGCAUCUACAAGGAGCGCGUGUUCUCGUGCGACCUUGGCGAACACCUGCUGAACAGUGGCCAGGAUAUCCCGAUGGUGCUGAAGUGUUGCGCGGAGUUCAUCGAGGAGUAUGGCAUCGUGGACGGUAUCUAUCGGCUCUCCGGUAUCACCUCCAACAUUCAGAAGCUUCGUCGCGCGUUUGACGAAGAGCGCAUUCCGGACCUGACACAUCCGGACAUCCGGCAGGACAUUCACGCGGUCAGCUCGCUGCUAAAGAUGUACUUCCGCGAGCUACCGAACCCGCUCUGCACGUACCAACUGUACGAUCACUUUGUCGAUGCGAUCCAAACGCGUCCGGAAGCACCGACCGAUCUGAAGUUACGCCUCAUCCGGCAGACGGUGCAGAAGCUGCCCCCUCCGCACUACCGCACGCUGAAGUACCUGGCGACACAUCUGUUCAAGAUAGCGCGCCACUCGGCCAACACCGGCAUGACGGAGCGUAACAUUGCGAUCGUGUGGGCACCGAAUCUGCUCCGCAGCCCGGCGCUGGAAUCGGGCGGAGUGGCCGCACUGCGCGGAGUCGGUGUGCAAGCGGUCGUGACCGAGUACUUGAUCAGCAACUGCGAGCAAAUCUUCGACGACACGGCCGACGACUUCGGCAGUCACUACGUGGAGUCGCAGCCGAACUCGCUGAGUGAUAGCAACAGUGUGCAGAACUAUGGUGCUGGAGGAAUUGGAACCGGAAUCGGCGAACCGUCAGAUCUUUCACUCUCGAUGGAACGUCCGAAAAGCUUGAGCGUCGGGGGAGCGAAGCUGCUCAGCCUUGAGGAGGCACGCAUUCGACGGAACGUUAUGGACCAGAGCGAGAAGAUUCCGAUACCGGGACAAAUCGGCAACAACACGUCGACGCACAUCGGAUCGUACAUCGAGGUGGGAGGUGGCCCGUCCAGCCUGCCGGACAAGUAUCACACGGUGCUACCGGUACCUAGAAGCUGGAACAAACGAAAAUCGCAUUCCUCGUGGAAGUCUAUCUUCACCCGACAGCCACGACAGUCGAACAGUAACAGCGACAUCAAGGGAGGUAUGGCUUCAACGGCGGACAAGGGUGCCCCGAUGGCCCCACCACCACUGCCCUCGAACGGUACGUGCCCGAGCUUGGCAGAAGCGGACGGGAAAGAUGCGGACGAUCAUCGCCAUAGUGUCAGUAUUAAGGAAAGCUCCAGCGGUUUGCUGGACAAGAUGGCAAAAAGUCUUAUCUUUGCCUCCGGUCUUGAUCUAUUCGAUGGUAAAAAUUUAGCCAUUGACAACAAUUGCGUACGGUCGAAUUCGGUCGAUAGCUUAAGGACUGCGGGCCACAGUCGGUCUGUUUCGCACGAUUCGUACUUCGAUCUACUACAAUCACCGAUACGCGCCGGUACUGGUAAUGGAACGGUCAGUGGUGGUGGUGUUGUAACCUGCCCUUCGCGCGAGCUGUCCGAAUUGGGGCUAAAUUUUGAUCGUGAAGAACCGGAGAUGAGAAUAUUAUCCGAAAGCGAGAGUCUCGUGAGCAGCCCAAAGGUUGCCAAGGAGUCCGUUCGACGUACAUUAAGAGCCCGGCCGGAAGAUUACAUCGGUAGCGGUAACAGCGUGAAUCCUAGCCCGAAGAAACAGCCAAGGCUCAAUAUUCCCAACUCUACGGCGCAGCAGUCGGAAGCGAACAGUGGCAAGCAGUGGCAAAAUAGUACCAUGAUCACCUCGUCCAACAUCGAUGCUCUUGGGCAGGACGACGAAAGCCUCUGCAAACGCUACAAACUGGAGGACCAGCUAAGCGACAUCCAGUUCAUCGACUGCAAUACACCCGAGCAUACGGCCGGUGGGAUGAACGGAGGCGGGGCCGGCAGUGGUUCAACCACGUCCAGCACGAUGGUAAACACCAUCUUCACCAGUGCCCAGGUGCACAAACCACCGCAACUGGACGAUUCCGCCGACGAGCAGGAACACGAUGGCGAGGAAACGGCUACGGUUGAACUGGUUGGCUUGAGGAACUCGUAUCCUGGACCUCAGUAUGCGGCGUACGGUAAAACGUACGAUUCGUCGCCAAUCAGGGAGACCCGCUUCAGCUACCCCGGUACCGGCCAGUCGGCCGGAAAGGGCAAGGACAAGACAACCGGCGGCACGAAAGUUCAAUCGAUGAACGUUGACGAACACGCCCAACAGUCGGCGGCCUCGGAAGCAUCGGUCUUGAAGAAAAACGAAAGUUCGCUAUACGAGAGUUUUCUGCUUUCCUCCGGUCAAUCGAAACCUCCGAAAUAUCCUGGCCGUUACAGCUACCACCAGCCUGCCGCAACGGCCGAAGUCCGGAACGGAGGUGCCGGUGGUGGCGUUGGCACUAGUGGAGGUGCUGAUGGCCUCUCUGUUGCCAGUACGGAUCCGUCAUCCGUGCCACGUAGCUGUUCGGAGAAUGUACUUCGCCGAACGGUUCCCGAACUGUUUCCCAAUCCUCACCACCAUCACCAUCAUCACCAUCAUCAUCAUCAGCAGCAACAGCCGCAGCAAACCCAUCCCCAUCACCAUCAUCAUCAUCACCAUCAAAGCUCGAAGCAGAUGACGGCAUCGUCGGCAUCAUCCACGAAGCUUACCGGGGCCGGCACCCCUCAGUCACCUCCUGUUCCGAGUCCAUGCUACUCGUUGCUGAUCGGAUCGACCAGCUCCGACACGACGAGCACCAGCAACGCCAACACACCAGUAUACGACGAGAUGGACAUUGCAGGCGCAAUCGCCGAGCACCUCGAAAAGCAGCAGCAGAAUGCCAAAGAUACCCCCACGUCGGUCGAGGAUUCUUCCACCCAUCCGCCAUCCGUCACCAAAAGCAAGAAGGCUGGGCACGAUUUGAAAGCACUGAAACGGGAACUUUCGCUUGACCUGAGCGGAACGUCCAAGUUGACCGGAUCGACGAACUUCACCUCCGACAAUACGACCACCAACACCACCAACACUAGUCAGUCGUUGACGCCGAGUGACUUCGGCUACCAGAACCUAAACCCGGACCUCUCACCGAACGGUGCUGUUGGUGUUGGGACGACCGAGCCUGCUACUGCUCCGGUAGAGAUGGCCACCUUCGGCCAGAAAGCCAAACCGGGUACUCCGAUCAAAGCGACGAUAAACAUCACAUACAACGUGCGUUCACCGGUGCGCAAGGAACAAGAGGGCAAUCUAUUCCGAUCGACCCCGACGACGCCGGAGAAGAAACCGGAAACACCGUUGGAGUUGAUCGCGGAGGAAGAGUAUCAGCGCGAGCGACGCAGUAUCUAUGAGAAUGUGCUCGUGCCGGAGAUCACCCCGGACGGUGAGCUGCGGCAAAAAGAGGAGCAAGCGCUGCAAGAGGAUAUAUCGCCCGCCUCAAAGCGUCUGCUGGAGACAAACUUUGACGAGACGAUGGUGUACGAGCAGGUAAAAUUCCUCAAAAAUGUCGUUUCGGAAGUGAACAGCCUAGUGCAGAGCGAAACGACGGCGGCCACCUCCGACGAGGACACGGCGCCAUUACGGCGCAUCGUACCUGAUGUGGGCUCCCCGCGAAAAGCACCGAAAGAGGCAGCCUCUACGGAAGAGGAGGAUGGCAUUAAUAACAACCACGAUCGUGCCACCAGCAGUGACUUGUUGGUGGAAGUGGCUCCGAUGGCCGUUGCAACCGAGGAGGAAAGCGACGACGUGCCAAUGUCGGACGUGAACGAGGACAGUCUCGAGUUCGACAACACGGACUUAUCGCUGUACGAAAAUGUGGAGCUGCGGAAGAAACCUUCCUACCCGGUGUAUGAAAACAUCGAGCAGCAGAAACAGCAGCGCCGUCGGCAGCGUAUCGCGGAAGAUGGUGAAACACAUUCGGCUCCAAUCAUCAACACCUGCACCAACCCUAUGGACACGUUGAAGUCCACGCUAACGGAUGACGAAUUUUCUUCGCUGUGCGCGGACCGGAGCGAUCUGGACAAUGAGAUGGAGUAUCGGAUCGAAAUCCCACCGAAGAUCGAACUCAAAGCGUCUCCCUCUGUUGGGCCCCACGAGGACAUCGUAGUUAGUGUGAAGCAACUGGCGACAAAGUUUGAAACGAGUCCGGUGGACGUGACGCCUCCGUUCGAUUUCGGUGCGAACCGCACUCAAAACCACCACUUCCGAUCGUCACUGAACAAUGGCAACUAUGGGAACGAUCGGGUUACCAUCCGAAACAAGCCCGCCAAUGCGUCCUCCGGUGUGCCGGGAAGUGGUCGUGGUGCUGGAAAGGAGGACCAUCGAAAUGCUUUCGCCAGCUUCACGCGCAGUCUGGAUGAGAAUGCGUUCGUACGGGAGUUUGGCAGUGGCCGUCGGUUGGAAGACGGUGGUGGUGGUGGAGGUGGUGGAAUAGCGGUAGACGGAUUCAACAAGAGCAUCCAACAGAUCCCGGAGGUGGAAAAGAACAUUCUUAACGAGAACAACCCGAACCGGCGGAAGUCACUGGAACUUUCGUCCGGCGCGGCCCGGCCGCGGAGUCUAAAUCAACCAAAGAAAUUGCCCCCACUCGUUGGUGGUGGUGGUGGUGGUGGUGCCCCAAUCCCGACCGGAGUGGAGAAUGUCGAGGUCAACGGUGCCAAUGAGUGUGUGCUCGACGGAGUCGGGAAACCGUCGGCCGAAUGUUGCCGUGCGAAAACGACGGGAAUGCCAGGAGGAAUCGGUUCCAUGGCAACAGGGCCCGCGGGGGGACAUAUGAAGUUAGAUCUCUCGAUGAAAAUUGAAGACACCAAAGAGGCGCGUGCGUACAACGUGCGCAUUACACCGACGACCGAGAACCGGAUAUCGCUCGUGCAGUACAACUACGCCGAGGACGGUAACCAGGGCAACCAGCAGGACGCCUCCUCACCGAACGAGAACGCCUCCAACAAUACCGCCGGAACACCGGUACUGAUUCGUGCACUCGGUCGGAAAGGUGGCGACCUUGGAUCCGAUGAUGAUCGGAACAGUAUUUCGGGCCUGAAAAUGCUCGGCAGCUGCAAGCUGGAUCGUUCGCGGAUCGAGAAGAUCAAGGAAGAGCGACGGCAUCAGCUCAGCGAGAAGUAUCGCUCGGAGUCGUUCAAGGGCGAACGGGACUACGGUGGGGGUGGAAAUGGUAAGCUAAAAUCAAAAUCCAAAUCUGAACUCCGUGAGUUCAAAGAGGGUGACCUGGUGGCCGACCGGGCGGAGAAGAAGUACGACUCGCUACGUUUCCGUUCCAAAUCGCGCGCCGAGCUGCUCUCGUCCGAUGGUCCAUUCAAAAUGGAAGCGACCCCAACGGCGGGUAUGCUCGGUUCGGUAUCCCUUACGGCAGUCAACAAUCAGCAGCAACCCGGCUUACGUCCGGCCGUGACCUCCCGUACGCGCCGUAUCAGUGACGAAAAGAAUCAAAACGAUAUUCCGGCUGUGACCACCACCACCAACAUUACCACACCGACGGUAGCAGGAACUACUGCCGCCGCAGGCCCCAUUAGUGACGCCUCGAUAUCGCAAGUAUGCGACAAUAAAUUCGAGUUGAAAACACGCCAAAAGUUUGACGUCAAGCGAAGCAGCAUGGACUAUCCGGCGGGCUCACAGGAGAAGGACGGCAACGCACCGCCACCACCGCGGGAGCGACACAGCUUCAACAAUGGUGGAAAGAGCGUGAUCGUCACACGAAGCAAUUCCUCUAGCGGCGCCGCACAGCGCGAUCGCUGUUCACCGCCAAUCUCCAUCAAGGACGUAGCAGCAAUGUUCGAAUCCCGAUCGCAACAGAACCAAUCUUAACCGCAACAAACGGGUGACCAACGAGCAUGCGGCCCCCAUAAUGCACUACUGAUUAUACACCUUCGCCCGCGGAGCAGGACGGGCGGAUUCCAAAUCGACUAUUUAUUGCAAUACUCUACUUACUUCCCCGGUGUUUACAAGUUGCACAGAGAUUUGUAAAAGGGACAGCCACUACUACCCCUGUACCUCAGGCGUCCUAUGCACCAGUAUCGGCCGUGCAUCGGAGAAAAUCGGAAAACUACGCAAUUGAUUCGAGUAGUUAAAAGUUCGUAUCGACCGUUUCAUGUUAGACUCUUGUGUGCUUUUCGCCGAAUUCAACCAGAAAGUGGCCAAAACUAGGAAACCAACUGAAUUUGAAACUUUUUACUCUUAUACUGUUCCAACAUUUUUUGAACGGCGUACUGGGAUCAGGUUAGAUAAAAUUAAAUUGCAUCAGUCCUAUAUUACUACACUACAUAUAACGCCCAGAAGAGCAAAAAACUACUUCAAACCCUAUAUGAUAGUACGGUGGCUUUUGCUGGAACGGUACGAAUGACAGUCAUACUGCUAAAGAUAAUUGACGCUUGGAGCUUAAUACGAAAAAAUGCACCCCUUUCUGUGGUGCAGUGGCUCGAUUGCGUUGCCUUUAAGUUAAUGCGAGCCCAUGGACAUAGUGAAAGUGUGCUGUAAAUAUAUAUUUUAUAUUAUUCUUAUUAUACGUAUAUGCCACGUGAGUGCAGUGAUUAACACCACGUGCAUGCAGCAAGAUACAUUAUUUCAUUGAACGUAGCAUAUAAGUUCGCCUUUUUGUCGGCUAAGAAACAAGCAAAGCAUUUUCGAAAAUAAUCGACAUUUUCGAAAGCAUCGAUGUUUUUUGUUUUGUGCAAAUGAAAAUGUGUGCAGUUUUUUUUUUCCUCUAUUGAGAUAAGUACAUGACGUGUUGGUUUUAUUGUUUUAUCUUUUUCGUUUGCGAAUUUCUUUACUGACUUUUAUAAAAUUGAGUUUGGUAUGAAACAUAUUUACGUACAGCUGCGCGACGUUAAUUUUGUAUAGUUAUUGACGGGAGAAAAAGAAGGGUUAUUAGUUUGAAUGACUUUCAUUGUUGGUAGUCCAUGUUUGUAAUUCGGUUAGAACAUUAUUGCAUUCGGAAAACGAUAAUUUACUUCGUUGAAAAGAGCAAAUUUAAAUGAUUACGUUGGCGUUCUGUUACGAUUACUUUUAGAAAUGAUGUGCUAUUUUCUUUGUAAAUGUUCCACAGGCAAUUUCAUCCAGGUGUAGGAAUUACAAUGUUCGUAUAAGAGAGAAAGUAAAAGGAAAACUAAAAGCAACAUAUAAGAUUUCAAGUGUUAAAGGACGGGAUAUAGGAGCAAGCCGGAAUCGUAAGAGGGUGUGCGAGUUUGCGAGAGACAAUAAGCAUUAAAACGAGGGAAAAAUAGUAGCGAGGCGAAUCCAUAAAUCGAUCGGAGUAUUUUCCGCACGGCCAGCGGAACAGAAAUAACUGCUCCGAGCGGUAGCUCGUUCAUGACUUUUAAAUCCUCUUCCAAUGAAUUUGUAAUUUGUUCGAAGUUCCACAAUUUUGUAAAGAUAUUUUGUAAGACCAUUGAUACGUUCUGUGUUCCAAUAUUGAACGGGGGCGAUUGUGAGCUUGUAGUUGAAUGGCUUUGUAAGAUUAGUAUAAGAAUUUUACAGAUCGAAAAAAACAGUAGCUUCCUACAUUAACCGCGCUCCUAUUGCCAGCUACAGUCUCAGCAGUUUUGCACUACCAUUCUCUCUAUCUUCCAUUUCUAAAUCCGAGUCCGAUUCUUUCCCGACGUAGUUCCGUCUUUUUCGCUAACAUUGAUUUCAUCUUCGACUGCUUUAAACAUCACACUGGUUAUAGAAUUUCUCUUUCUCGCUUGUAAUGUAAAUAAGUGUCGCUGGAGGAAGAACUGAUAUUAUGUGCAGUAUGCUGCAAGAUAGAAACGCUACGGAAACCCUUUCCCCCCCUUAUUAAUCCCGAUAUUUAUGUCCAACAUUCGCUAUAGCAGAUUGAAACAAACCGCGCCAACAACGCAUUGUGCUUCUUAGAAUACGUAUUAAACAUAGUUUUCCCGCCCCUUAAUAGUAUAACUACUGAAUUCCCGCGGACAUAAGUAACACAAGACUAAUCCAAUAGAAUAAUUGCUUGAAUAAAAUCGAACAUAUAUGUUUGCAUAGCGUUAGAAGCGCGUAGAAUCUUAUUCAACACUGAGGAACUGAAAGUAUGCUAUGGAACAACGCAGAAAAACAAACACACUUGGCUACACACUAAUUGAUUUUAACGAACUGAUAUUUAAAAUAAAAAGCCCCCCCAGAAUAUAGACAAAUGAAAAUAUGAGAGUUAAAACAUAUUUAUAACACACGCGCGUGCGUGUGACGAUCGUGUUUCUUACGGUGGCAUUCCCUAACACCGAUCAAUUCGUGCUGAUUUAUGCUACUCCUCUUACGUACGUGGUUCUUGUCUGCUCUCUCUUAGGACUAUUGUUUUGCAAUCGAUCAUCUUCGGAACCGAUUUCCAGGGCAAAGGAAUAGAUGAUAGAAUGGAGUAUUUGCUAACUUCGCGAAAAGAAACGUUGAUAACAGUGGGAUGGUGUAAAAUUAGUAAAAACCUAGAAGAGUGUUCCAAGGCAGGGACGGAAACGUAGAAUGCGUAACCAGACGGAGAGUUGGCAAGACGUUGGGAAAUUAAACAAUAGUUAAACGUUUGCUUUUUUCUCGGCGGCAUAUUUUCAAAAGUACGCCCAACAAACAAAACACCUUUUGCAAGAGUUAUAAAUAAAGAAGUAAAUUGA
Anopheles coustani is the source of this 10934-nucleotide messenger RNA. It is a transcript of the gene CdGAPr, whose product is annotated as GTPase-activating protein CdGAPr. Gene Ontology annotation, biological process: small GTPase-mediated signal transduction. The transcript is spliced from 9 exons. NCBI's taxonomy places the organism in Eukaryota, Metazoa, Arthropoda, Insecta, Diptera, Culicidae. The record is from RefSeq and is a predicted model, not a curated record. Bases 1132 to 8145 code for a protein of 2337 amino acids. Gene Ontology annotation, molecular function: GTPase activator activity; protein binding.